Molecule: messenger RNA, 2033 nt
Organism: Hibiscus syriacus
Lineage: Eukaryota; Viridiplantae; Streptophyta; Magnoliopsida; Malvales; Malvaceae
Product: protein REVEILLE 1-like
Exons: 7
Coding region: 207-1550 (447 amino acids)
Molecular function (GO): DNA binding
Source: RefSeq, a predicted model, not a curated record
CCAAAUCUAACAUCGAUUCAUCUUCGUUUCUCAGCAACUGAUCAGUACAGUACGACUGUUUGAGUUUCCUGCUGAUUUUUAAUAAUUAUCAUCGGAUUUUUCCUUUGGUUGCCGGAUCUCUGUUUCCUAGAUUUCUCGUUUUAACUGGUGGAGUUGCAGGAGUAUUCUAGGCUCUGCAAGAUUUGAAGCAAAAUCCGUUGCUCCCGAUGGCAACCGAGGACCAAAUUGAAGGCACGGAAUCACCUAAUGCUCUUAAAUCCGGCUUAUGCUGUUCCAUUGGCAGCCAACAAUCUGAGUCAUUCUCCCUAUUGCAGGAGUUAUACGCAUUUAAGCAUGACCAAACACCCAAGGUCCGGAAGCCCUACACUAUAACUAAGCAAAGGGAAAAAUGGACUGAGGAAGAGCAUCAGAAGUUUCUUGAAGCUUUAAGGCUGUAUGGUCGUGGCUGGCGCCAAAUAGAAGAGCAUGUAGGCACAAAAACGGCUGUUCAAAUUCGAAGUCAUGCUCAAAAGUUUUUCUCUAAGGUUGCUCGAGAAUCAAAAGGUGGCUUUGAGAGUUCCACUAAAUCAAUUGAGAUACCGCCGCCUCGUCCAAAAAGAAAGCCAAUGCAUCCGUAUCCCCGCAAAUCUGUUGUUCCACUCAAAGGAAUAUCUCCAUCAUCUCAACCAGAGUGGUCUCUAUCCCCCAAUCACUUGGUUCCAGAACAGGAUAACAAGUCACCCUCAUCAGUUUUGUCUGCAUUUGUUUUCGAUGCAAUGGGGUCUUCUGCCUCGGAGCAACCAAAUAGAUGUUCUUCCCCAAUUUCUUGUACCACUGCUAAUAUACAGUCCCUCGAUGCAUCUCCUGUUGAAAAAGAAAAUGACUAUGUGACAUCUACAGAGAAAGAUAAUGAAUCUCUGGCCUCUGUUAAAGUAUCAGGACAUUCAACUGAGGAGGUCGUUUUAUCUUUGAAAUCCAAUGAAAAUUCUGAGGAACCUGUCUGUGCCAAAGGAAAUGCAGCAGCAGUAGAUUUGCCUUUCACUAGUAUUAAGCUUCUUGGGAUAACAGUUGAGGUGAAAGAUUCUGGUAAACCUUCCACAUCUAAUAACGGUGUAGAGGGUACUGAUGUGGUCGGUGAGAGACUUGUUCAGGCAUUACCAUCAUGUUUGGACUUGCAUUUAUCACACGGGCCAGUCAUCGACGAUUGGGGCAGGGUACCUUCCAAAUCAAGUUUAUCCCCUUGUAUUGAAAUCCACUCAGAUAAAAAUGACCGUGUAGAAUACACCAGUAAUGCUCCUGUGCCGUGGUGGGCUCUUUACCAAGGUCUACCCAUUCAUUACAUCACUUCAUUGAAUCAAACACGUAAAGACUAUUGUUCCAAAGAAGGGGCGAAAGAGAAGGAAACUCUGAAUGAAAGAUCUUCCACAGGUUCAAAUACCGACUCAGCUAGGGAAACUGGAGAUAGGGAGAAGAAUUCAGAUUCUGUUGAUUUUCAUUGCCAAAAGUCUCCUGAGGUUAAAUUGACUCCCCAGAAAUGUAGUAAGGGGUUUGUGCCAUACAAAAGAUGUUAGCAGAAAGAGAUAUGCCAGUGUCCGAAGGACGGGACAGAGCGCAAAAAGGCCGAGUUUGCUCAUAGUUGCCAACCCCUUUGUGCACAUAAUGCAAUCUUAAGUCAAUUUAGUUAGUAAGAGGAUGAAAAAUAAUCACUUCAAGUGCUGAUUUAGAUAAAUCAUAGGUAGUUUUGUCCUGUUUGUAGCAUAUGAUUCUAUGUAUCAACUACCUUCAGAUGGCUUGGGUUGGUAGGUCGACGCUCAAGAAGCAGACUGGAUUAAUGGCAGUUAUAACAUCUGUGGUCCAAUGUGUUCAUAGCUCCAGAGUUGGCAUGGCCUUAGCAUUAUGGGGGGUUCAUUUGUGUUAAGAGUUGGUGUAUACCCUAGAUGUUUCAUGUCAAGCAUCAAGUUGAAGAUAUGUAUGUACAUAUAUGUAUGAGUUGGAUGCUAACAUUUUUUGCUGCAAUGUUUGCUAUCUUAAUUUCCCCCUUGUUCGACUGAACA